AUGCGGAAGAGGGCUUUUGUUGUUGUUGAUGAUGAUGUAUUCCAUUCUGUCUGUGACCGUUGGUCUAAAUCAGGGUGUGUUGUGUUUCUAAAGAAGAGGUUGUAUGACGCAUUCGAAGUGGAUGAUGAGGAAUCAUUGGAGGAUAAUGAUGAUGAAGUUGAUGAUGAAGGCGAAGAGGGCGUCGAUGAUGCACUUGAAGAUGCCGAUGAAGAAGGAGAAGAAGAAGGGAAAAUAACAGCGAUGAGAGAGCCGGAGCUUGGACGGGAGGGACCGCACAUUUUCAAUGGCUGUUCUUUUUAUGUUCUUUUGGUAAUUUGGGGUAUUUGUAUGCGUGAGAAGAGAAGAGAAGAGAUCAGAGAAAGAAGGAUAAAUGCUACAGGUUAUUGA
Molecule: messenger RNA, 387 nt
Organism: Aspergillus niger
Lineage: Eukaryota; Fungi; Ascomycota; Eurotiomycetes; Eurotiales; Aspergillaceae
Exons: 2
Coding region: 1-387 (128 amino acids)
Source: RefSeq, a predicted model, not a curated record